Messenger RNA from Hylaeus volcanicus, 1634 nucleotides. RefSeq lists its product as uncharacterized. Bases 185 to 1486 code for a protein of 433 amino acids. The record is from RefSeq and is a predicted model, not a curated record. The transcript is spliced from 6 exons. Lineage: Eukaryota; Metazoa; Arthropoda; Insecta; Hymenoptera; Colletidae.
AGGAUGAAUAUAUAAUACGUUUUAAAAAAGUUCAAAUAACUGUUAUACAUUGCUUUAACUUUUACAAAAUAUCGCUAUGCUUCUGCUUUUUUGGGCUCAUCUUUAAAUGUGUUUUUUCUUCAAAUUUCUCCUUCUUUUUAAUAAACUAUUUUUUAUAACAAAAAACAGACAAUUUUUUGAGUGAAUGAAUUUAAAAAUUUUUAUUUCCAACUAUUAUCGAAAUCCAAUUUUGGCUUUACUGUUUUGUGUUUUGUUCCAAAACUGUUGUAGUGUCAAAACUGAUUCAUGGAUUCCUGGCAUCAAUCUUGUUGAACAACCUUCUUCCAAUUCUGGAUCUUCUCACUUAUCGCACCCCUUCGUUAACUCCCUUAAUUUACCUUUAAUUGAACAACAAACCCCUGAAUUAAGUGAUUCAUCUUUUCCAUCCAUGUUGCCUGACCAACCCAAUACCAAUGCACUCCCUCAAUCGUUUAAUUCCACAAUACGUUCUCAUGAUUUACUAGAAAACAACAAUAAGAAUGUUGUUUUUAAAAACAAGGACUAUGACAAGCCUUCAUCUACUUUAAAAAAUAAAAUUCAAUUCCCUACAAUUUAUUUAAAGGUACCUCAGCAAAAGACGAGUCAUUUAAAUCCGUCUUCUAUUGAGGUUCAAACAGAACAGAAUAGAGAAGUUGAUGAACCGAUAACUCUUGAAAAGGAAAUAUUACAAAUUGUUUCUAGCAUGUAUACCAAUAUAAAAGUAAAAGAAUCACAUAUUCGGGUUGACGCAUUAGCCUCUCACAUUUCAGUGAAUUCAGAUACUAUUGAUACUAAAGCAACCAUAACAUUUUCUAAUGAAGAUUGUUUAUGCGAUAUUCACAAUAAGGAAACCAUGGGACAAUACAUAACAUUGGUAACAGAUUGGUGUACGAACCUUUUUCGAUUAAUUCUUCACUCUUAUCCAAAACUUUUCAACAAAGACACAAAGGCUACUGUUAAUCUCUAUUUAACGACUGAAUUGCAUUGUUACUCCCUUACUCUCGAGGACAAUCCUUCACAAGAAACCAUUCAUAAUACAGAUAUUUUAUGGGGACGUAUGCAGAUGUUCGACAAUCAAUUAAAAAAUUUACCCGUCAAACCAUAUUCUCUGGUGACACGUUGGAGCCGGGUCGGCAUUAUACGGUCAAGUCCUUUAGAUUCGGCUUUUCGAACGUAUAUCGCUAAAACAUACUUCGAUGGUACCGCGAUGAAAUCAUUAAUUCUUGAAACACUUCAACAAGCAUGUUCUGUAGAGGAACUCUUAAAAAACCGCUACCUUGUUGUGGAUGGAUCUGUAAUUAUAGAAUGGCCUUUCUCUUUUCAAUUAAAAAAAUUAUUUGAAAUAAUGUUACCUUCGUGUUUAGCCUUGUAUCCUCGUGGUACAAAACUCACUUUUGCAACAAUCACAGAUACUCUUCAGAAGCAUACCAUGCUUUGUGACGCAAACAAUACCUUUGUUUUCGUGUGAUAUUAUAAAAAAAAAACCAAUUCGUUUUUUGGUCUCAACUUGUUUUGAAUCACACAUUGUUUAAAAAAAAAACAAAAGGGAAUUUUUAGUUGAAAUCUUUUUAAUUAUAGUACGAAAUGGUCAUUGUGUUUGAGACUAUUUUAUUACA